GCGCCCCGGUUCCUCUCCUAAUUUAUCCCAGAUUAUUUUAUCAAUUUCAAAACUUCUCCCCAAGUCCCAACUUCCAACAGCUACUGGCUCCUGGCGCUUCUCCAACUUCUUCGGUCCCCACUCUUUAGCGGCGGAAAUGAUCAUCAAGGGGUUGUUUAGAAGAUAUCAGCGGUGGAAUCCAGUGCAUCCAACAUUAGGAGCCUUUUGGGGCAUGGGAUUAGGUAUUGGUUGUGGUGUUGGAUGGGGGCCUGGUUUUGGUCCUGAGGUGAUCGGUUAUGUUGGCGCUGGUUGUGGUGCUGGAUUUUGUGUUGGGAUUACUCUUGCCGGUAUCGGCAUUGGUCUUCCGGCUAAUUAUGUCUACACACUUCCUUACAACGCUUUGGUGGCCGCUAGAACUGGUGCUUUGGGGAUUGCUGAAUCAAAUAGUGUACGUAGCAUGAAAAAUGUUGCAGGGGAUGGUUGGUCUAACUUAAGAGGAACUAUCCCUGGAUUGCAACAGAAAGGAAGUCAAAUGUUGCCAGGGUUUGGAAUCAGAAAUCCUUUAGAGAACAUGUUGGACAUUUCUAACGUGAAAAACGCAAUUUUUUCCAGCUCAACACCUAUGAUGAACGAGCUACAAAGAAUCAGGAGUCACUUCUUUCCUCCGCACAAAGGUUCAAAAGAAUGACAGAGACCCCAAAGAGUGUGGUAUGUUUUGUAUCAUUGUCAUUGCAGAUUAGACGUUUUCAUCCAAGCACACUUCUUGGCAGUUUUCAUUUUUGAUCUUUCAUAACACUUUCAGUACUUAUUUCACGACAAGUCUAAAAGUGCACUUGUGAACUUAUGACACAGAGACACGAGGGCUCCAUUUCUUGUCCCAUGAGUCUCUAAUUUACAAGAAGGGCUCAAUGCAGGAUCGAUGAAAUUUAUCUAUUAUUUAUUAGUACAUUCUUCACAGUUACGGUUCUAUCACAAAA
Coffea eugenioides is the source of this 956-nucleotide messenger RNA. Its product is annotated as cadmium-induced protein AS8. The record is from RefSeq and is a predicted model, not a curated record. Lineage: Eukaryota; Viridiplantae; Streptophyta; Magnoliopsida; Gentianales; Rubiaceae. Bases 137 to 667 code for a protein of 176 amino acids. The transcript is spliced from 4 exons.